Molecule: messenger RNA, 7035 nt
Organism: Pseudozyma flocculosa PF-1
Lineage: Eukaryota; Fungi; Basidiomycota; Ustilaginomycetes; Ustilaginales; Ustilaginaceae
Exons: 3
Coding region: 1-7035 (2344 amino acids)
Biological process (GO): TOR signaling; negative regulation of macroautophagy; protein phosphorylation
Cellular component (GO): TORC2 complex; TORC1 complex; nucleus
Molecular function (GO): protein-containing complex binding; protein binding; protein serine/threonine kinase activity
Source: RefSeq, a predicted model, not a curated record
AUGUCGACCAUCAGCGCGCAGCAGAGCGACACGCUCAACCGCAUCUUUACCGCGCUAAAGAGCCGCGACGAUGCCACCCGGCAGGCCGCGGGCCGUGACCUGGGCUCCCACGUCAGCCUCGUCAUCUCUGAGCUCAAGGGAGACCACCUCUCGACGUUCUUCAACGACCUCCACCGCCGCAUCUUUGAGCUCACGCAUAGCCAGCAUGCCCACGAGAAGCUCGGAGGCAUCGUCGCAAUCGAGGGCCUGAUCGACCUCGAGAGCGAGGACAACAGCGCCCGCCUGUACCGCUUCUACCAGUACCUCAAGCCGAACCUGCCCUGCAACGAUGCCCAGGUCAUGAUCGCCGCCUCCAAGGCGCUCGGCCGCGUGUCGCACUUUGGAGGCCAGUCGCUCGGCGACCAGUUUAUCGAGUUCGAAGUGCUCCGGGCGCUCGACUUUCUCCAGGCCGGCGACCGCAACGAGUCCGGCCGGUACGCCGCCGUCCUGAUCAUCAAGGAGAUUGCCCGCAACGUGCCGCACCACUUCCACCUCUACGUGCCGCGGGUGCUCGACCGGAUCUGGAUCGCGCUGCGCGACACGCGCGUCAUUGUCCGCGAGGGCGCCGCCGAGGCCAUGGGCGCCUGCCUCGAGAUCAUCGCCUCGCGCGAAAAGCAGAUGGGCAGCCACUUUUUCGAGACCAUCUACGAGGAGGCCGAGCGCGGCCUCAAGAUGAACACGGUCGAGGCCAUCCACGGCAGCCUGCUCGCCGUCCAGCAGCUGCUCCAGUACUCCAAGACCUUCAUGCGCUCCCGCUUCCACCGCGCCUGCGAGCUCGUCUUCCGCCUGCACAAGCACCGCGACCCGCUCAUCAAGCGCACCAUCACCAACCUCGUGCCCGUGCUGGCCCGCUACGACCCGCAGUACUUUGCCGAAGAGCACCUCGGCGCCGUCAUGACGAUAUUGACCGAGCAGCUGCGCAAGGAAAAGGAGCGCUCGCCCAAGGAGUCGUCGCAGACGUUCGAGACGAUCGGCUUUGUGGCGGCGGCCAUGGGCAGCCGGAUGAAGCCCUACAUCGAGCCCAUCCUCGCGUGCAUCAAGGAAGGGCUCCAGAUGCGCGGCAAGAAGAACGCGCCGCCCGAGUCGCCCAUCUUCCUGUGCAUCGGCAAUCUCGCCACCGCCGUCGGCCCGCACCUGACAAAGUACAUGCACGACCUGCUCGACCUGAUGUUUGCGUGCGGCCUCAGCGUCUCGCUCGUGACGGCGCUCGACCGCAUCGUCAAGUCGAUCCCGCCGCUGAUGCGCGUCGUCCAGGACCGCCUGCUCGACAUGCUCUCGAUGACCCUCAUCAGCCAGCCCUACCGGCCGCUCGGCGCGCCGCUGCCGCUGCGAGGCGCCCGCGACGGCGCGGCGGCCGCCCAGACGUCCGAGGCCAAGGGCGUCGAGACGGUGACGGUGGCGCUCGAGACGCUGGGCAAGUUCGACUUCCAGGGCCACAUCCUCAACGAGUUUGUGCGCAACUGCACGCUGCCCUACCUCGAGGACGACCACGCCGCGGUGCGCAAGGCGGCCGCCGAGACCUGCGCCGACCUCUUCGUCAACGACCCGAUCUGCUACCAGACCAGCAUGCACGCCAUCGAGGUGGUCAACGACGUGCUCGACAAGCUCAUGACCGUCGGCAUCGCCGAUCCGGUGGCCGACCUGCGCUGGACGGUGCUCAACAAGUUUGGCACGCGCGAGCAGUUUGACCGCCACCUGGCCCAGUCCGAGUACGUCCGCUCGCUCUUUAUCGCGCUCAACGACGAGAGCUUCAAGGUGCGCGAGGUGGCCAUCGUCAUCAUCGGCCGGCUGGCCAAGCACAACCCGGCCUACGUGAUGCCGUCGCUGCGCAAGGCCCUCAUCCAGCUGCUGACCGAGCUCGAGUACUCGACCGUCAGCCGCAGCAAGGAGGAGGCGGCCAAGCUGCUGACCGAGGUGGUGCGCGCCUCGCAGCGCCUCGUCAAGUCGUACGCGCUGCCGAUGCUCGAGGUGCUGCUGCCCAAGGCGAGCGACGCCAGCGUCGGCGUGUCGGCGCGCGUCAUGGAGUGCCUCGGCGAGCUGGCCAAGGUAGGGGGUGAGGACCUGGCGCCCAACGUCGACCAGCUGAUGCGGCUCGCCAUCGACCAGCUGUCGUCGACGGCGCCGCACUCGUCGACGGCCAAGCGCGACGCCGCGCUCAAGACGCUCGGCCUGGUGGCGUCCAACACGGGCAACGUCGUCAACCCGUACCUCACCUACCGCAACCUGCUCGGCACCGUGGUCAAGAUCCUCAAGAACGAGCAGGUGCCCGCGGUGCGGCGCGAGACGAUCCGCGUCAUGGGCAUCCUCGGCGCGCUGGACCCGUACCGCUACAAGCUGCUCGAGAAGCAGGGCGACGAGGGCAGUGCCGAGGCGUCCAAAGGCAGCGGCACCGACCUCUUUGAGCUGGCGCUGGCCAUCGGCACCUCGACCGACGACUACUACCAGAACGUGGCCAUCGACGCCCUCAUCUCGAUCCUCAAGGACCCGUCGCUGUCGACGCACCACCACGCCGUCAUCGAGGCCAUCAUGUACAUGUUCAAGACGCAGGGGCUCAAGUGCGUCACCUUCCUGCCCCAGAUCAUCCCGGCCUUCCUCAACGUGAUCCGCACCUGCGGCACCGGCCUGUCCGAGUUCUACUACCAGCAGCUGGCCAUCCUCAUCUCGAUCAUCAAGCAGCACGUCCGCAGCUACCUCGAAGACAUCUUUGGCCUGGUCCAGGAGAACUGGAACCCCAACUCGAGCAUCCAGCUGACCAUCGUGUCGCUCGUCGAGGCCGUCGCCAAGGCGCUCGAGGGCGAGUUCAAGUCGUACCUGCCCGUCCUGCUGCCCAACAUGCUCCAGACGCUCGACGGCGAGAUCACGUCCAAGCGCCAGCCCACGCUGCUCCGCAUCCUCCACGCCUUCUACGUGUUCGGCUCCAACAUCGAAGAGUACCUCCACCUCGUCCUGCCCGUCAUUGUCAAGAUGUUUGAGCGCCCGGACGCCUCGACGACGCUGCGCAAGGCCGCCAUCGCCACCGUCGGCAACCUGUCGCGCAAGGUGAGCUUCUGCGACCACGCGUCGCGCGUCGUCCACCCGCUGGUGCGCGUGCUGCACAACAACGCCAGCGCCGACGUCCGCGGCGCCGUCAUGGACACGCUGGCGGCGCUGGUGCUGCAGCUCGGGUCGUCGUACGCCAUCUUUAUCCCCGUGGUCAACAAGGUGCUGGUGCAGUACCGGAUCCAGCACGCCACCUACGACCAGCUGAUCGCCAAGCUGCUCAGCGGCGAGCGGCUGCCGCAGGAGCUGGUGCCGCUCGACGGCUCGCUCGACAACAAGGCCGAGGAGGCGCCGCUGGCCGAGGCCACCAAGAUGACGGUCAACCAGCAGCACCUCAAGCAGGCCUGGGACACGUCCAAGGUGUCGACCAGCGAGGACUGGAAGGAGUGGCUGCGCCGGAUGGCCGUCGAGUUUAUGCGCGAGUCGCCGUCGCACGCCCUCCGCGCGUGCCGCAGCCUGGCCGACGUCUACCAGCCGCUCGGCUUCGCCAUGUUCAAUGCCGCCUUUGUCUCGUGCUGGACCGAGCUCUACGAGCAGUACCAGAGCGACCUGGUCAAGGCCAUCGAGACGGCCUUCGACGCGCCCGACGUGCCCGACCACAUCGUCCACAUGCUCCUCAACCUGGCCGAGUUCAUGGAGCACGACGACAAGGCGCUCCCCAUCAACAUCCGCACCCUGGGCGACCGCGCCUACAAGUUCCACUCGUACGCCAAGGCGCUCCACUACAAGGAGGCCGAGUUCCUCACCGACCCGUCGCCGCAGGUCAUCGAGUCGCUGAUCGACAUCAACACCAAGCUGCAGCAGUCAGACGCCGCGUUCGGGGCGCUCACCUACGCCCGCGAGCACCUCGACAUGACGCACCACGAGGAGUGGUACGAGAAGCUGCACCGCUGGGAGGAGGCGCUGUUCGCCUACGACCGCAAGGCCGAGCUCGACCCGGACGACUACGAGAUCGCCUUUGGACGCAUGCGCUGCCUCCACGCCCUCGGCGAGUGGGAGCACCUGUCGGACCUGGUGCAGCAAAAGUGGCACAACGCCGACCCCGAGGACCGCCGGCACAUUGCCCCGCUCGCCGCCGCCGCCGCGUGGUCGCUGGGCGAGUGGGAGACGAUGGACGAGUACAUCUCGGCGAUGCGCUCCGACUCGUCGGAGCGCUCCUUCUACCGCGCCAUCCUCCACACGCACCGCUCGCAGCGCUCGGCGGCCAACAAGCAGAUCGCAAAGGCGCGCGAGUCGCUCGACGGCGAGCUGACGGCGCUCAUCAGCGAGAGCUACGGCCGCGCCUACGACCUCAUGGUGCGCACCCAGAUGCUCUCGGAGCUCGAGGAGGCGCUGGCGUACAAGCUCGACUACAAGGACCAGCCCGACCGCCAGGCGACGAUCCGCUCGACGUGGAUGAAGCGGCUCAAGGGGUGCCAGCCCGAGGUCGAGGUGUGGCAGCGCAUCCUGUCGGUGCGCAGCAUCGUCCUCACGCCCGCCGACGACACCGAGACGUGGAUCAAGUUUGCCAACCUGUGCCGCAAGUCGGGCCGGAUGGUGCUGGCCGAGAAGACGCUCAACUCGCUGCUGGGCCCGGAGCUCAACGGCGUCGACGCCCGCUCGCCCAUCGGGCCCAAGGCGCCGCCGCCCGUCAUCUACGCCCACCUCAAGUUCAUGUGGGCCAGCGGCGUCAAGACCGAGUCGCUCACCUACCUGCGCGACUUCACCAUCAACCUGGCCGACGACCUGGGCAUCUACGCCGUCGACGACCAGGGAAACCAGGUGGUCCAGGACUGGCAGGCGUCUCCGCGGCUGGGCGAGUUUGCGCGCCUGCUGGCGCGGUGCUACUUCAAGCAGGGCGAGUGGCAGACGGCGCUCAACGAGGACUGGGUCACCGACGACGAGUGCGACGUCAUCGAGUCGUAUCGGCGCGCCACGGAGCUGGACCGCAACUGGUACAAGGCCUGGCACGCCUGGGCGCUGGCCAACUUUGAGAUCAUCACGCACCACGAGCGCAAGGGCGACCAGAUCACGCCGCAGAUGAUCGCCGCCAGCAUCGUGCCGUCGGUCCAGGGCUUCUUCCGCUCCAUUGCCCUCGCCAGCGGCAACUCGCUCCAGGACACGCUGCGCCUGCUGACGCUGUGGUUCAAGUACGGCUACCAGGAGGACGUGGCCGAGGCGGUCAACGAAGGCUUCAGCAGCGUCAUCGUCGACACCUGGCUCGAGGUGAUCCCGCAGAUCAUUGCCCGCAUCACGGCGCCCAGCCAAAAGGUGCGCCGCCUGAUCCACCACCUGCUCUCGGACGUCGGCCUGGCGCACCCGCAGGCGCUCGUCUACCCGCUGACGGUGGCCACCAAGUCGCCCAGCGUCAUCCGCAUCCAGACGGCCAUGGGCAUCAUGGACAACAUCCGCGAGCACAGCCCCGUGCUCGUCGAGCAGGCGCUGCUGAUCAGCAACGAGCUGAUCCGCGUCGCCAUCCUGUGGCACGAGCUGUGGCACGAGGGGCUCGAGGAGGCGUCGCGCCUCUAUUUCACCGAGCACAACAUCGACGCCAUGUUUGCCACGCUCGAGCCGCUGCACGACGCCCUGGAAAAGGGGCCCGAGACGCUGCGCGAGACGUCCUUUGCCCAGACCCACGGCCGCGACCUGGCCGAGGCGCGCGAGUGCGGCCGCCGCUACCGCCAGUACGGCGACCUGAGCGACCUCAACCAGGCGUGGGACCUCUACUACCACGUCUUCAAGAAGAUCACCAAGCAGAUCCCCGCGUCGAACUCGGUGCAGCUCGACCUGCAGUACGUGUCGCCCAAGCUGCUGGCGAUGCGCGACCUGGAGCUGGCGGUGCCGGGCACCUACCAGAGCGGCAAGCCGAUCGUGCGCAUCAUGAACUUUGAGCAGAUUGUGCUCGUCAUCGCGUCCAAGCAGCACCCGCGCCGGCUCAAGAUGAAGGGCAGCGACGGCAAGGCGUACCAGUACCUGCUCAAGGGCCACGAGGACCUGCGGCAGGACGAGCGGGUGAUGCAGCUCUUUGGGCUGGUCAACACGCUGCUGUCGACCGACUCGGAGUCGUACAAGCGGCGGCUCGAGAUCCGGCGGUUCCCCGUCAUCCCGCUGUCGCCCAACACGGGCAUGCUGGGCUGGGUCGAGGACACCGACACGCUCCACGUGCUCAUCAAGGAGUACCGCGAGCAGCACAAGAUCCUGCUCAACAUCGAGCACCGGCUGAUGCUGCAGAUGGCGCCCGACUACGACCACCUGACGCUGAUGCAGAAGGUCGAAGUGUUUGAGUACGCGCUCGACAACACGCCGGGCCAGGACCUGUACCGCGUGCUGUGGCUCAAGUCGCGCAACUCGGAGUCGUGGCUCGAGCGCCGGCUGGCCUACACGCGCUCGCUGGCCGUGUCGUCGGUGGCGGGCUACAUCCUCGGGCUGGGAGACCGGCACCCGUCCAACCUGCUGCUGGACCGGCUGACGGGCCAAAUCAUCCACAUCGACUUUGGCGACUGCUUCGAGAUUGCGUGCCACCGGCCCAAGUUUCCCGAAAAGGUGCCGUUCCGCCUGACGCGGAUGCUCGUCAACGCCAUGGAGGUGGGUGGGAUCAAGGGGACGUUCAAGGUGACGGCCGAGAAUACGAUGCGCGUGCUGCGCGACAACCGCGAGAGCGUGCUGGCGCUCCUCGAGGCAUUUGUGCACGAUCCGCUCAUCAGCUGGCGCCUGGUCACCGACGAUGCCAGCGAGCGCCAGGCACCCGAUGCCAGCGAAAACGAGGCGGCGGCGGGACACCGUACCAACCAGGUUGGCGAUGUGCGCAACCAGAAGGCGCUCGAGGUGGUACGCCGCAUCCAGAACAAGCUCAACGGCCGCGACUUCAACCCCAACGUCUCGCUCAGCGUCGCCGCCCAGAUCGAGAGACUGGUUCAGGACGCCACGUCCAAGGAGAACCUCUGCGUCGCUUUCGUCGGAUGGUGCUCGUUCUGGUAG